AUGGUGUACCCAGGGUGAGGGAGCCGCUGAGCAUAUUGACACAGCAGAGAUACAGCUCUUUAAUGGGACGUUACCAUGACAGGACAAAGUAUGAACAGGUAUAAAAAAGCGGGGCGGUGGAUGAAGACGUCCCAGUCAGCGGAAGAAACAGAAACGGACGAAACAGCAAGGUAUGUGCACGUGCAGAACUAUCCUCUUAACUUUCUUUUUGCCUUUUUGGAAAAUACAACCCAAAUGUUCUUGUUAUUUUUAGCCACACAUCCUUUAAAUAUGACUGUGCAGGGGGUGUGCUUGCAUGCUAAUAUGUCUGCAAGAGGUCUGAAUCUUUAAAAGUAGAUACUAACCAGCUACUAGAAAUUAUAUAAUCUUAAAAAAUUAAAAGUUAAGUGUCUUUACUGUAUCAGUCUGGAAACUUUGAACAAGCUCUAUCAGGUCUGUGCUGUCUCUUCAUCUCUUAGGCUGCACCGUUGGACAGAACAAUGAAGUUGCUGGUCUUGGCUCUGAGUGCGGCUCUGCUGUUUACAGCCGGUGAGUCUGUUACUGAUUCUCCACUGGAUAAACACAACCACCGUGCAGCAGGACGUCUGCUGUCUGUGACACUGUAUCUAAACACUGUUAGGAACUCAAGAGGCAAACUUAUUCAAGAGGUUAUGUGGGAGGCAAUGAGAUGGUACUAUGUUCUGUUGUUACUCAUGUGCAUCUCGCUUCACUUUCAGAUAUCUGCAGUAUCCUUAUCAAAACUCUUCAUGUCUGCACCAGAAGUCUGUAGAUGUCUACAGCUGUAUUCUUAAUUUCACAUAUCUGAAGCGAUUUAGUGGUGUUAAAUGAAAAUCAGUCAUUUUGGGUAUUUUUUUCUCAAAUCAGUGAUAUAACCUCUGAAAUUGGCAUUUAAAGGGUUAAAAUCCAUAAUAAUAAUUUUUUAAUAUAUAUUUUUGAUAACGACUGAGCUUGAUGAGGAGAUCUGAGGAAAAAAAUAAAAAAAUAUAUCUCUGAUAUGUUUUUACAGCAGCUAAAGGUAGUGGACAAAAACAGCCAUAAGAGCAUGAAAGGGUGUAAAAUUAAAAGGGUUAAAAAGGGCUAAAUGUCUACAGCUGUAAUCUUAAUUUAACAUAUCUAAAGCGAUUUCGAGGUGUCUUAAUUCAGAUUAUUUGUCUAUUAUAAAUUAUUCAAGGUCCCUAAAAUCAUAUUUUACCAGCCAUAAUAGCAAACAUGACACAAUUUUGGAUACCCAAGAGUUUAAAUUACAGAUACAGAUAAAUUAGACUACAGAUUGGAUAAUUAGUUUUUGUUAUUGAGGGUUUUCCUGAGAAUUAAACUGCAGAUAUCCAGGAUGUUUUUCUCAACCCAUGCAGACUGACAGGACUAUGUGAAAUCAUUGUUUUGGAUUAUAGAUAUCUGCAGUCCGAAAUUGGUGAACAUUUAGGGGUCACCAAGUUCAAAUUUAGUGUUUAGCAUUUCAGGCCUCGCGCCAGGGGAAACUGGCUGUUGUGCAAGUUUAGAUGUCAAUGCACAGAAAAAAAGGGGUACCGUAUUUUACGGACUAUAAAUCGCACUUUUUUAUAGUUUGGCUGGGUUUGCGACUUAAAAGCCUGGAAAAUACGGUAUAUUAUCGCUAAUAAUUGGACCCUUGAAAACAGAGUAUCAAUAGACUCUAGCAAACGUGAGUAAGGACACGUUCUCACCAAAAUUGAGCUUUUAAUGAGCUAAAUUAGGAGUUUAGUUGAAGUUUUGAUGCCGGUUUGGAUGUGCAGGUGAAGCCCUGGACUGUCACCGCUGUGUCCCCAGACGUGCUGGACAAUCCUGUGAGUUGACUGUUGAGACCUGUCCCCCUGAAAAGGACGCCUGUGCUGCUACCAAGUUCCUCAGUGAACCAUGUGAGUUUCCCAACACACCCUCAGUACUCUCAUUAAAAGAUACUCUUCAAGCUGUGGUUUUAGCCCAAACACUAUCCUCGGCGAUAAAGAGACAGUGAUUUUAAAUUUAGUCUGUUUUAUAACCACUUAAAUUCUCCACAUUGCAACUCAAGCUUUUGUCUUUUAACUUUCUCAGAUGGCCAAUACCAGAAAUGUAUGAGGAUGGAGGACUGUGACAUGCUGAAGAUGAACUCCUUCAUCAGCAUAAACUGCUGCACUGAAGACUUGUGCAACACCUUUUAA
Messenger RNA from Xyrichtys novacula (pearly razorfish), 2156 nucleotides. NCBI's taxonomy places the organism in Eukaryota, Metazoa, Chordata, Actinopteri, Labriformes, Labridae. The record is from the annotation of a GenBank genome assembly.